Messenger RNA from Drosophila obscura, 394 nucleotides. RefSeq lists its product as uncharacterized. Lineage: Eukaryota; Metazoa; Arthropoda; Insecta; Diptera; Drosophilidae. Bases 39 to 380 code for a protein of 113 amino acids. The transcript has 2 exons. The record is from RefSeq and is a predicted model, not a curated record.
CACAGUAUUUGUUUAUAUUUCCACACAUAUAAAUAAUUAUGAAAUCAGAGGCAUUGCACAAGCUGCUGCUGCUGGCAUUCUGUGCGCUGCUGAUUGCCUGCGCGUGGAGCCAGCCAUUGGCAACGCCCCAGCAGUUGGAGCAGCAACAGCCGCAGACAAUCGAUCGCCAGCUGCUGCUCAUCGAGAACAAUGUGAACGCGGAGGAUGCACAGAACUACCAGAUUACGAUACCGAAGAAGGCCAAGGCGGGGGAGCCCUGUCUGACCAUCACCUGGAAGACCAAUCCGGAUGGCAGCGGUCCCGACUAUCCGCGAAUCUACACGGCUGAUGGCUACUUCAGGAUAAUGCCGCCCGCAAUGUCCACAGAGCAACAGCAAUAAACGGAUAGAUAUAU